CCCUGUUUAAAGAAGAUCAUAAAAAUAAUAUUGUAAUGGAGGAUUACACGUAUGACAGUUAUUACCAGGAGGGUAAUGCAACUUAUCCCAUACAUUAUAAUCCCUAUAAAAUAGAGCAGAUAACCUUUGAGGUGUUUUUAUUGGUCAUCCUCUUGGUUGGCAAUAUCACAGUUCUUACAGUUAUCAUCGUUGAGGGUCAGAAGUCAAGGAUGCAUUUUUUCAUCAAGAACUUGGCUGUGGCAGAUUUGCUCUGUGGAAUAUUUUUUGUGAUUCCACGAAUUGCGGUACAUUCGAAUGAUGGAAUUUUCUAUGGUGGGAACACACUGUGUAAAUUACAAGAGUUUCUAUCGAACAUUGGAAUUUAUGGAUCCAACAUGAUCAUGAUAGCCCUGAGUAUCGAUCGUCUACACAUCCUCAUCAGACCUUUGGGGAGUCUCGCAAGUAGAGGGAGAAACCCUACAAUAAUAUGUAUCUUUUGUUGGGUGGCAGCAGUCAUUGUCUCUGUGACAGGACCUAUUGUUUUCAAAUAUGAUGCGGUAUAUCAGGAGUGCUAUGUAGAUUUGGAUCAUUCUGAUAUGAAGAUUUAUUUCACCGUCAUCUUUGUCUUCGUGUUUGUUAUUCCUACAAUCAUCAUCGUCGGGUGUUACUCUACGAUAGCUGUUAUAAUAUGGAGAGUCUCAGCAAGAAACGAAGGUUAUCAGAUGAAAGAAAAAGCUUCUGUAAGCAGGCAACAUUCAAAACUACUGUCCUCAAGACAAAGUAGUACAUCCUCUGGAUCAGAGCACGAUGAUUCAAACUCAUCGAUAUCCAAAGCCAAGAUGAAGACAAUUCGAAUGACCUUUGUCAUUGCAUUGGCAUUUGUAUGUUGUUGGGCACCCUACAUGAUUUUCAACUUACUUUCUGUAUAUGAUCAAAUUCCAUGGACACCAGAAAUCAUACCAGUUGCAAUAUUCAUGGAAAGUCUUUUGCCUCUGAAUUCUGUCGUUAACCCCCUGAUCUAUUGUGUAUUUAGCAUACGUGUCUGCAAACAAUGCAGGAAACAUGUAACCAGGAGACUGUCUACGUCAAGGUCAACAAGGAAAACAGACCAGUUGUUCCUGUAACCAAACAUAGAAUUCUUAAGAAGAAACCGAAAGCUUUUUUUAUUGCAACAAUGAUGAUAAGCAUGUCUGCCAAGUUUCUCUGAUCUUUAAAAAAAAUUCUUCAUAUUUACCACUUUAAAGUCAGUUUCUUAACUAAAAGUCAGUUCUGUUAAAAUGGUUUGUUUUAUUGUAUAUGUUUUGUUGCCUAGUAAUGAAUGAAAGCUGACUACAAAGCUGCUGACAGUGUGAAGAGGUUGUGAAUUGGAUGGAUGUAGAAAUUACUCAUUCUGUUCAAGAAUUAAACAUGCUUCUGUAUCACACAGUGUACUUAGAGUAUACGUAAGUUUAGGUGGUUUGCUGUAUAAUGGCAAAAUAUACCAAUGUAAAAUAGCUAAUGAUUAAUUAUAUAUCUUAUUUGCUUUUAAACAGAAUCUCUGCUGAAGUAAUUUAAUUUUCUAAAUGUAAAUUUAUUUCAUAUGUCUAAUGCCACAAAUAUUUUGACUUUUUGGUAUAAGAAGUAUUCUGUUAAACAGACUCCCUCAAUAAUUCUAAAUACUUGUAUUGUACCUGAAAAAUAUUUUUCAUUAAUACAAUUUUAGUAAUAUUUUCAUUUUCCAUAGCCUUUUUGCAUGCAUUUACAAAAGAAUAUGU
Molecule: messenger RNA, 1733 nt
Organism: Saccostrea echinata
Lineage: Eukaryota; Metazoa; Mollusca; Bivalvia; Ostreida; Ostreidae
Product: cardioacceleratory peptide receptor-like
Exons: 9
Coding region: 36-1103 (355 amino acids)
Biological process (GO): G protein-coupled receptor signaling pathway
Cellular component (GO): membrane
Molecular function (GO): vasopressin receptor activity; peptide binding
Source: RefSeq, a predicted model, not a curated record